AAUCUGUGUGUGCUCCUCACAGGAUAGAACCUCCAGGAAGUCUUCUCCCAAACCUCCUCAGGACAAGACGGACUGGAAAUCAAGUGGACCCUGCAGGACUCCAGUGAUGAUGAAGUCGUGGUAGCCAGCAGAGACUUUGGACCACCUUUGCUCCAUUUGGACAUUUUCAAGUGUUGGCACAUGUAGUACACACCCCCAGAGAGGAACAAGUGCCGUGCACGGCCACAAAGGUUCGUUCAUGUUCGGCAUCCAGGAGAGCAUCCAGCGGAACGGCAGCAGCCUAAAGGAGGAGCCGCUGGGGGGCAUGAACGCUGUCCGGGGCUGGAUGCAGGGGGGCGGCGUGCUGGAUGCCCACACGGCCGCCCAGAGUGGAGUGGGUCUGGCCCGGGCCCACUUUGAAAAGCAGCCCCCCUCCAACCUGCGCAAGUCCAACUUCUUCCACUUUGUUCUGGCCUUGUAUGACCGCCAAGGUCAACCUGUGGAGAUCGAGAGGACCACCUUUGUGGACUUCAUCGAGAAGGACAAGGAGAGUAGCGGAGAAAAGACGAAUAAUGGCAUCCAUUACCGUCUGCAGCUGCUCUACAGUAACGGAAUCAGGACGGAACAAGACUUUUUUGUUCGACUCGUCGACUCUAUGAGCAAACAGCCGAUCGUGUACGAGGGCCAAGACAAGAACCCGGAGAUGUGUCGAGUUCUGCUCACACAUGAGAUCAUGUGCAGUCGCUGCUGUGACAAGAAGAGUUGUGGGAAUCGCAACGAGACGCCGUCAGACCCAGUCAUCAUUGACAGGUUUUUCCUCAAGUUCUUCCUCAAGUGCAACCAGAACUGCCUGAAGAAUGCUGGGAACCCACGAGACAUGAGGAGGUUUCAGGUGGUGGUGUCCACUACCGUGAGCGUGGAAGGACAUGUCCUGUCCGUGUCUGACAACAUGUUUGUCCACAACAACUCCAAACAUGGUCGACGGGCCCGAAGGCUCGAUGCUGCUGAAGGAACGCCCUCGUACCUCGACCACGGAGCAGCGCCGUGCAUCAAAGCCAUCAGUCCCAGUGAAGGCUGGACCACAGGGGGCGCUACUGUCAUCAUCAUAGGAGACAACUUCUUUGACGGCCUACAGGUCAUCUUUGGAACCAUGCUGGUGUGGAGCGAGUUGAUCACGCCGCACGCUAUCCGUGUUCAGACGCCACCAAGACACAUUCCUGGUGUGGUGGAAGUCACUUUGUCCUACAAGUCCAAACAGUUCUGUAAAGGCACACCAGGAAGGUUCAUAUACACAGCUCUCAAUGAGCCAACCAUCGACUACGGCUUCCAAAGACUCCAGAAGGUCAUUCCUCGUCACCCCGGUGACCCUGACAGGCUGCCAAAGGAGGUGAUCCUCAAGCGUGCAGCCGACCUGGUGGAGGCACUGUACGCCCUCCCCCACAGUAAUCAGGAGAUCAUCCUGAAGCGAGCGGCCGACAUUGCGGAAGCUCUCUACAGCGUUCCACGAGGCCACACCCAGCUCUCUGGCUCCGCCCAUGCAGGAAUGAUGGGCAUCAACUCAUUCACGGGGCAGCUAUCCGUAAACGUGUCUGAAGCCGCGCAGACCAAUCAGACAGGCUUUGUGCGCAGCAGCAACAGCGUGUCUCCGCAUAGCUACGCCUCUAGCUCCACGCCGCAGCAAAGCGGCUACACGCCAGCGUCGGGCGCCAUCAACGGCUACGUCAACAACAUGACCAACCUGGGGGGCUCGCCAACCUUCCUCAACGGCUCUGCCGCCAACUCGCCUUACGGUAUCGUCCCGUCCAGUCCCGGCAUGGCGUCAUCCACCUCUCUGCCGUCCAACUGCUCAUCCUCCUCCGGCGUCUUCUCCUUCUCUCCCGCCAACAUGGUGUCUGUCGCCGCCAAGCAGAAGUCUGCCUUCGCCCCCGUGGUCAGACCCUCGUCCUCGCCGCCGCCACCUUGUACGGCCACCAACGGGAGCACGCUCCAAGGUGACCUCUGCCUUCUUCAGUGCAGUGACGUCACUUCACCACUAGGUCACGCUUCUUAAUGCUGUGAUUAUCUUGACCUUUGAACCUGCCGUGGCCUCCUGAGCAGAUCCAAACUUUGUGGACUCCAACAAGUUCUCCACAGGCCUGGUCUUCACCUGAUGUAUGUCCCGCCCUCCCCUUCUCAUGUGUCAAUCAUCAAGCUGCCAUGUGUGGGUGUGUGAACGUGUGUGUCCUGGCCGAGGGUUCCAGAGUGACUCUUGUCAAUCCGAAGGAACCAACCAUCUCAGGUGUCUGCGAGCUCUGCCUACAUGGAGACAGGAAGUUGUAUUUAUUUUGGAGGGAUCUCCAAAUCUUGUCUUUGGCAUUUUCACAUCAAUGCACAUUCUCCGUCGUUUCAGUUCAAGAAGCCAAGGAAGCUAACCGGCGGCUGCCAAAUCCAUCCCAUAAUGCCUUAGUACUCCCAUCACGCAUUUGGACUCUCGGCUGAGCUUUUUGGCAUCCUCCAUGGAGGCUGGCGGUCAUGUGAUGCAGAAAAAGAAGUUGGCCAAUGACCACCUUGUGGUGUGUGACCCCCGUCAUACAAGAGAUUAUUUGCUUUGAAAUUCUUAACUCCCUAAAUUGUUUGAUCUAAGCAGCCAAUAGGGGCUCACUUCCUGGUUGAAGCAGCCAGUGAGGUGCGCGCAGAGUCUUAAUGAAAAGCAAAGCCUUAAAGGAGCGACGUGAACGUCUUACAUUUAUUUUGAUUUCAUCAACUUUUGGUGCCUCGGCGCUGCUCGUGCAUGUUAGCGGCGGCAUGCACGUGGAAUGUAUCAGUGAUGUCACCAGCGCGCACGUGGUGGGUGAACCCUGGUGACCUUUGCGUGGUGGUGGUUCCAUCUCUUCCAAGUGUUCUUCCUCUGCGCUGGAUGAAUACGUCCCCAUGUUUGUCUUCUUCAAGAUGCCUAUUUAUUUUAUGUCACAUUUCUUUGGGUGUGUGCCGGUCAUGUGACCAACUCCAGCCUGAUGAUGAAGAAACUGUAAAGAGCUUUUGUAUUCUUUUUAACUUUUGGAUAUUUAAAUAAACU
Doryrhamphus excisus (bluestripe pipefish) is the source of this 3034-nucleotide messenger RNA. Its product is annotated as transcription factor COE1-like. Gene Ontology annotation, molecular function: DNA binding; DNA-binding transcription factor activity. Lineage: Eukaryota; Metazoa; Chordata; Actinopteri; Syngnathiformes; Syngnathidae. Gene Ontology annotation, biological process: regulation of DNA-templated transcription. The record is from RefSeq and is a predicted model, not a curated record.